UUGUUUUGCGCGUAGCCGAGUGCCUAGAUAUAUACGUCCUCGAUGUGUGAUAGAUAGUUGUUAUCGGCCCGCUACUUGCGCGGCUUGGCUAAACAAUGUUAAUCAGUACUUUGUCGUGUGGCAGGCGCUUCGUUUGCUCAAUUAACGUGUGAUAAUAGACGGUAUGAGUGUUUAAGCCCUUGCUAGUGUUGACCAUGACUCGAUCGAGCUACCGACCCCUGGUGCCCCGGUCUUCAAACAACUCCCUGGACAACCGCGAGACGGGGACAACGUCACCUCCUGGCGAGCCCCUAGUCCGAGCCCCGGUGGGCAAGCCGAGAUGUCCGCCCGCCAUCUCAAGACUGCGCGUCGAGAAAGUUGAGGGCGGCCUGGCGGUGGCCGGCGUCGUGGUCGCCGCCAACUGCCAAAUCGUCCUACCCAUAUUCGGCUUCCUCUUCAUGCUGGUUGGAUGCGUGCUUACUGCUACGUCAUACCGUGUCCGUGGGGAGAAUGAAGAGCAGGAUCAUUAUCAAGAGCGGAUCGCAUUUACAGGAAACUCUCGGGUGCUCGGCCCCGUUUGCAUAGUCGCCGGUGCACUUAUGACAAUUGCUGGUAUCGUGUUAUGCAUACUGAUGCGUGCCGCCCAGCGACGCCAAAGGAGACUGGCAUUCCAUUGCCCCAUUCACGGCGACUUCUAUCCCUUGAGCCCACAAAAUAGCAGAAAAUAUUCCCGUAGUCCUAGCGGUAUAUGGCGUGGUAUACGCAGUUGGCUCGGGCUGGUGGAGGAUGGGGAAUCCCCACGCUGCCCGCGCUCCACGGAGCCUGCAUCGCCCGCCCGGGCUGACGCACCCUGCCCGCCACCUUUACCUUUCCUUGUGCCAUCUGACUCCGUCGUGGGUAUGGCGUCAGUUUUAGGAGCUCCGUUAAGCCCUGAAGCAACAUUUGGAUCUAUCAAGUCUCUCGCCAUAUCCAGAGAAGUGGCAAGCUUCCCUCUUUCACGGUCUCCAACUCCACCCCCUAUGAGUUGUCCGCCGUUCAAAGAAGAGCCAAUGAUCCAGAACGAUAUCCCGAAUGCCGUGACUCGGCCCGACUUCGACUGCGGCUCGCCGACGUGCAACUACCGAGUUGUCGAGUGUAAGCUGACGACGACCGAUGAGAUAUGCCGAGGCGCUUCCGUGCAUGCCAGCGUCCACAGGGCCUCAGACCGAACCAGACCAGCCACAGUCUCCAUCACGAUACCAAACGAAGGAAAGGGCUAACCGAUCUCAAAGGACUGAAAUCAUUAGAUAAUUUAUAUACCUAAUUAUUAUGUUUGAUGAGGAAAAUGUGAACUUAUUUUGGUAAUUAGGAUGAUUGGGCGAGGUCAUAUUGAACCCGACUAAUCGAGGCAUGUUGUUUAAAACGGAACGGAGUACGAUGUAAUUUUUUCCAUUAAACCAUUACCUUUGCAUAUUGAUUUUAAUGUUAGCUCAAAUAAUCACGUCUGUCUUCCGUUAGUAGCACCAUCUGACGAAUUGUCACACUUACUAAAACUAAAAUUCACUCAUCACUACUCAUAUACGUGUUAAUAUCUAAGUACUAAAGUAAACCAACUUCUGAAUAUUUUGUGUUAUUUUUUGAACUUACCUAAAUGUAAUUAAGGUAUAGCACAGACGCAAAGUAUGUAAUUAUUGUUAACCUAUGCUCAGAAUUAUUACUCAAUCAGUUUAACAAAUGUCUCAAUUAUUAUCGUACUUUAUUUGCUCUAUGUAUAGCAAUAUGUUCCGCCAAAUAUCGUAUGUAGGAAAUUGAUGUGAAUAAGAGAUCGAGAUCAAUUCAGGAAUGUGAAUGAGUGUUGAUAACAAU
Cydia amplana is the source of this 1824-nucleotide messenger RNA. RefSeq lists its product as uncharacterized. The record is from RefSeq and is a predicted model, not a curated record. The transcript is spliced from 7 exons. The coding region runs from base 195 to 1238 and encodes 347 amino acids. NCBI's taxonomy places the organism in Eukaryota, Metazoa, Arthropoda, Insecta, Lepidoptera, Tortricidae.